AUGCCCCGCCCAAAACGCCCAGUCCUCCCCUCCGACUUCGAGUCCGACGACGAGAGAGUCGACGACCUCACCACCGACGAGCCCCCAACCAUUGACCCCUACGAGGUCCUCUCCCUCGAGCGCAAUGCCACCCUCGAUCAAAUAAAGUCUGCCUAUCGAAAAUCAGCCCUAAAGCACCACCCAGACAAAGCCACUCCCGAGAAUCAAUCCUCUGCCAAGGAAAAGUUCCACGAAAUCGCAUUUGCCUACGCCAUCCUCUCCGACCCUGUGCGUCGGCAGCGCUAUGAUGAAACCGGCUCGACCUCUGAAGCAGUCGUAGACUCGGAAGGCUUCAGCUGGACAGAGUUCUACGCCGCACAAUACCAAGAUGCCAUCUCCGAAGAGGCCAUUGAGGCGUUCCGCGAGAAAUAUAAGGGGAGCGAAGAGGAGAAGGAGGAUUUACUAGCGGCAUACGAGGAGUUUGAGGGUGAUAUGGACGGGGUGUAUGAGAGUGUGAUGCUGAGCGAUGUUAUCGAGGAUGAUGAGAGGUUCAGGAAGAUAAUUGACGAGGCGAUCGAACAAGGGGAGGUGGAGGCUUAUAAGAAUUAUACCAGGGAGACAAAAAAGUCACGACAGCAAAGGCAGAAGAAUGCGAAGAAGGAAGAAAAGGAGGCGGAUGAACUGGCGAAGGAAUUGGGCGUGUAUGAUAAACUGAGAGGGGUUGGGAAGGGGAAGAAGGGCGGGAAGAAGGAGGAUGAUCAGGCAGGGCUGGCAGCACUGAUUCAGAGGAAUCAGAAGAAUAGGAUGAACAUGUUUGAUCAGUUGGCGGAGAAGUAUGGGGCGAAGCCAGAGAAGAAAGGGAAGAAGAGGGUGGUGGAGGAGCCGGAUGUCGAUGAGGAGGCGUUUCAGAAGCUGCAGGCGGAUAUGAUGAAGAAGGCCAAGAAGAGGAAGGCUUAG
Podospora pseudocomata is the source of this 936-nucleotide messenger RNA. RefSeq lists its product as uncharacterized. The record is from RefSeq and is a predicted model, not a curated record. Bases 1 to 936 code for a protein of 311 amino acids. Gene Ontology annotation, molecular function: heat shock protein binding. The transcript has a single exon. Lineage: Eukaryota; Fungi; Ascomycota; Sordariomycetes; Sordariales; Podosporaceae. Gene Ontology annotation, cellular component: cytoplasm; nucleus.